Messenger RNA from Perkinsus marinus ATCC 50983, 702 nucleotides. RefSeq names its product phosphoglucomutase, putative. The transcript has a single exon. Gene Ontology annotation, molecular function: phosphopentomutase activity. Bases 1 to 702 code for a protein of 233 amino acids. The record is from RefSeq and is a predicted model, not a curated record. Gene Ontology annotation, biological process: purine ribonucleoside salvage; carbohydrate metabolic process. NCBI's taxonomy places the organism in Eukaryota, Perkinsozoa, Perkinsida, Perkinsidae.
AUGACAAAGAGUGCGGUUGAACUUUGGUGUGAGCAAGAUCCCGAUUGCGAUACCAUCAAGGAAGCUCAGAGCCUCGACGAUGAAGCUGUUGCCGCUCGUCUAGACCCUAACCAUCGUCUACAGUUCGGCACUGCAGGUUUACGUGGGGUGAUGGGCGCUGGCUAUGACCGUAUGAAUUGCCUUACGGUCAUGCAAGCCUCUCAAGGCCUCUGUAUGCACUGUAUAAAGAAGUACGGGCAGCAGGCCCUUAGUGAGCGAGGGGUGGUCUUCGGCUUUGAUGGACGUCACAAGUCUCGAGCCUUUGCCCAUGUUGCUUCGGCUGUUUUCCUUUCUAAAGGAGCCAAAGUCUAUCUCAUCGACAAGACCAGCAUAACACCAUCAAAUCCUUUCCUCAUCGUCCGCUUCCAAGCACUCUGUGGUGGACAAAUGACGGCUUCCCACAACCCCAAGGAGUACAACGGCUAUAAAGUGUAUGGCGCCAAUGGAGCCCAGAUUAUUCCUCCAGCAGACUCGGAGAUUCAAGCUAACAUCAUGGCGAAUCUCAAGCCGUGGCCAGAGGCUUUGCAGCUGCUAGGCCCCGACUGUCUCCUUAAGGACAAGUCCAAGACGGUGGACCCCUACGAUGUGGUCCUCUACACUUACAUUGACCAGAUCAUCACGAACUGUGUCGCUUCCCUGAGCUCAAUAAGAAGUGUGAGCUGA